AUGACCGUCGAUGCGAAAGAACAGGCUACCGAAAUUAAAAAGAAGAAGGCUACGGUGCGGAAAAAGAAAACACCGAAGGUUCAGCCGUCGAUAGCUGCUCACAUACCACCGUACAACAUAGUUGCCGAUUUACAACAGCAACGAGCGAACAUUACCUUCGGACAGCUAUUUCAGAUAUCACCAAAGCUCAGAAGAGACGUUGGAAAAAGUUUACGGAAACCAAUGACUAGAAGCGCUAAAUUCGCUCAUCAGGACGUACAAAAUACGACAGCAAUGUAUUGCGACGCCAUGAUAAAAGGGAAAAGAAUCCCAUUAAUUGUCGAUACAGGAGCAGCUGGUAGUAUUGUUACCUGUCAGCUGUUGAAUGACUUGGGAAUUGCGAUAGACCGACCAUCUGCUAUUGUGAUGAUAAACGUCAAUGGGAAAAGAAACGGCCAUUGGGUGAAGUGCUGGAUUUUCCGAUAA
Rhizophagus irregularis DAOM 181602=DAOM 197198 is the source of this 465-nucleotide messenger RNA. The record is from RefSeq and is a predicted model, not a curated record. Lineage: Eukaryota; Fungi; Glomeromycota; Glomeromycetes; Glomerales; Glomeraceae.